UGGGUGAUUUGUAAAAAAAUAAAUAUAAAAAAUGGAAAUUUAUUGGAAGAGGCAAAUAAAUGUCCAUGUACUAUCUACUUUCAUGUCCUAUUCAAAUUUCUACUUUUUCUCGACACUGGAAAACCCUAAGUUGAAGUUGCAGACGAAGUUCUCUGUCAUCGCCAAUGGCGUCUUCCUCGACUGAGCCUUCUCCGCCGAAAGAAGUGCGGAAUUGGCUGGAAUUUCCGCGCGACGUGACAGCGUCGAUUCUUUCUCGUCUGGGCGCAAUUGAAAUCAUGACCAGUGGUCAGAUGGUUUGCAAGUCGUGGCUCGAUAUCUGCAAGGACCCUCUCAUGUGGCGAACCAUUGACAUGCGGAACAACGGCGAUCGUGAUUUCGGCUUGGACUUGGAAAAGAUGUGCCGCGACGUUGUCGACCGGAGUUGUGGUCAACUCGUUGAUAUCAAUAUUGAGCAAUUUGGAUCCGAUGAACUGGUUCGGCAUAUCACUUCUAGUUCAAGUCAGAUCAAACGUCUUCGACUUGCUUGUUGCUAUGAUGUUUCAGAUGAGGGAUUGAUUGAAGCUAUUGAAAAGCUUCCACUAUUGGAGGAGCUUGAUCUGACACUAUGCUCAUUUUCAGAAAAUUUUAUCGAAGCAUUGGGCAACUGUUGCCCUCAUUUUAGAACAUUGAAAUUGAAUUCCCAAGCUCAUAAACUCCCAGACAUGGAUCCUGAUGAGGAGAAGGAUUUUAAUGAGGAUGUGAUUGCCAUUGGUAAAUACUUGCCAGGAUUGCGCCACCUGCAGCUUAUUGGAAGCUCGAUGACUAACAUGGGCUUACAAGCCAUUCUUGAUGGUUGUCCUAAUCUCGAGUCACUUGACCUGCGCCAGUGUCUCAAUAUUAAUUUGAAAGAAAAUUUGGGGAAAAGGUGUGCAGAGCAGAUUAAACUUAUACGGCUACCUUAUGAUCCGCUCAAGGACUAUGGAUAUAUUGCUGAUUAUAGUGAGGUGUUUUUUGGGGAAGACGAUGAUUUUCCCUUUGCUGAUCACGAGUCCUUUUUGAGUAAUCUUCUUGAACUUGAAGAUGAGAUAGGUGAUGACUUUGAUUAUGGAUACUCAGAUGAGGAUGGUUUCUCCGACUAUGAUGAUUUUACAGCCAUUAACUAUGAUGAUGGGUUCUUAUAAACUUAUGAUUAUCUUAUGAAAGAGAUGACAGAACAAGGAUUAGUGUGUAGAGAAGAAGAAUCCAUGUUUAGCUCUUCAUUCUAGGCAGUUUAUAUAUUUGUUGUACAUUUACUGCAGUUUGGAAUCAACUAUAAGGUCGGAAAAACCGACUUUAGUGAGUCUAAUUUUUCUUUUUGUUGUAUAAAAUAAAAUCUCUGCGUUUUAGAUGAAAUAAAGAUUGGUACUUAUCAAUCAAUUUUGGUGUACUCUGUUAUCUACACAAAGCGAAGGAUACGUUUGGUUAUGUUUUUA
Humulus lupulus (European hop) is the source of this 1451-nucleotide messenger RNA. RefSeq names its product F-box protein SKIP19-like. Bases 165 to 1160 code for a protein of 331 amino acids. Lineage: Eukaryota; Viridiplantae; Streptophyta; Magnoliopsida; Rosales; Cannabaceae. The transcript has 2 exons. The record is from RefSeq and is a predicted model, not a curated record. Gene Ontology annotation, molecular function: protein binding.